AUGGCUUCCAGCUCCGUGUUUGCCGCGGUGCUACUUCUCUCCCUUUCUAUACCCUUCGUUCUUGCUGGAAACGCUGCUGGCGCGGAGCAAUCGUCUCAGUCCAACUACGAAUAUGACGCCAACGGCAACAUUAUCCUCUCUUCUGCUGGGAACAACAACCAGAACGGCAACGGGAAGGGUACAUCCGCGGACGUGAUCGACUGGUACAACGACCAGGAGUACCCGACCUGCCCGCUUAAAGCCUGCCCGCCUUUCAAGCACUAUUGCUCGGGCGGCAUGUGCAACGACACGGCCGGCAUCCUCGGCCGCUGGAGGCUCCCCGAGCAGUCGUCGCUCGUGUGUCCGCCGGGGCGCGCCAACCCGAAGCCCAACAACGAGUGGUGCAUCGGGGAGCUCACGCCGUCGCAGUGCUGCAAGGCGUGCUCCGACAGCAAGGAGCCGUGUGCCAUGUGGCAGCACUACAUUGGAACCGUGAACCCGUCCGGCAAGUGCCUCAAGUGCGGAAUCUGCUGGCUGUACCCGCCCGGCACGGCGCCGCGGUGCGAGACGCAGCUGGAUAACAACAACGGCUACCGCAUCAAGUACAACUGCUCGCGCAUCGGCGGCAGCUGCCCCUACACCAAGAACGACCCGCACUUCCAGGGCGCGCAGGGCACGCGCUUCGAGUUCAAUGGCGCUCCGGAGAAGACUUUCUGUCUGCUGACCGAUCGCAACGUGCACGUGAACAUGCAGAUGCGCGGAUACUACGACACGCGCACCGUCGGUGCAACGGUUCUGCGCAAUGGGAAGGCUGUGCGCACGUGGAUCCGCGCGCUCGGCUUCGUGUGGCGCGCGGCGGCUGGGGAGGCGGAACACAAGUUCCGCCUUGUGGCGCGCACGGGGAAGAAGCAGGAGCGCGGGGACGGGUUCCUGGAGCUGGCGGAGAUCGACGGGAAGGCCCUUCCGCGCAUGACCAAGGAAAGGGAGACUCUCUCGCUCCCCGGAGGCCUCGCCUUCACUUAUGUCGGGGUCGAAUUCGGCGGGUUCGUGAAGGACGUGUACCGUGUGACUAUCGCGGGGCUUCUGGACAUGGAGAUCAAGCUGCGCGUCGCGCACCCUCUGCUGCAAACACCUGACGACGCCGAGGCGCACAUCAACGUGGCGUUCGACGGCGUGGAGGCGACGGAGCAGGUCCACGGGAUCAUCGGGCAGACGUACCGCGAGGGCCGCGAGAAGCGCGCGAUGGAUUACAACACGCUCGCGCACGCGCUCGGGCACCCCAUCGCGGCGGACGCGGCGGAAGGCGCGGGGUUCCUGGACGGCAAGACCGGCGACUACGAGUCGUCGUCCGUCCUCGCUGCGGAUUGCAGAUUCUCCGCGUUCAGCGGGAAGGCGCUGCCGCUGACAGAAUCUACCUCCCCCUCCACUGAAUCCGCCUCCUUUCCGCCACAGUCCCCUUCCGCCCCCGCCCCGCCCGUCUUCCCACUCUUCUCUUCCCCCUUGCCCGCGGUGCUCCCCCCGCCGCCCGCCCUCCCCCACCUGCUUCCCAGGCAGCAGCAGCGCCUGGCGCUCUACCUCGACCUGCGUUUGGACUGGAACCAGGUGAUUUUCCAGGUGGUAUUUCAGCGCAUGAACCUGACAGCAGUCACUAGUCGCGCAGAAGCAGAGCAGCGCCACAUUGCCGACUCUCUAACGCUCAUCCCUGUUAUCCUGGCCCUCACCGCACCACCGCUCUCAACCGUGCCACUUGCUGCUGCACUGCUCCCCACCGCGCCCCAUCCGACCACACCCCUCCCUACCGAACCACUCGCUACCGCAUCAAUUCCCACCGAACCACUCCCCGCCGUACCACUCUCCACCGCACCUCCUGCUUCCGAGCCCCUUCUAGACCCCCCCUCUGUCGCACCCUCCCCUGCCGUGCCACAUGGCACGCUGCGAUUGGUGGAUGUGGGCACGGGAGCAGGGCUGCCAGGUGUCGUGCUGGCAGUGGCCCAGCCCACGUGGCAUGUCACUCUCGUUGAGUCUCUAAACAAGAGAUGCGAUUUCCUGUCGCAUGUGGUGCAGCGGUUGGGACUCAAUAAUGUGCAAGUGGUGUGUGGGAGAGCAGAGUGGUUGGGACUGCAGAAUGUGCAAGUGGUGUGUGGGAGAGCAGAGCGGUUGGGACUCAAUAAUGUUCAAGUGGUGUGUGGGAGAGCAGAGGAGGUGGGGAGGGAUCCGGUGCACAGGGGGGCGUACGACCUGGCUGUAGCGCGGGCUGUAGCAGAGAUGAGAGUGCUCAAUGAGCUCUGUCUGCCUCUGGUUCGAGUGGGAGGUGCCUUCAUAGCUGCCAAGGGGCCCAACCCUCAGGAUGAGGUGGCAGCAGCAUCUAACUCUGCUUCCCUGCUCAGUGCUCAACUCGUACGAAUCUAUGAAGUUGCAUCGUCAAAUUCCAACGGCCAGCGCACAGCGGUCAUCUACAAGAAGGUUGAGCCAACUGCUUCCAAGUACCCGAGGCGACCUGGAAUGCCCUCCAAACGGCCGCUGUGA
Molecule: messenger RNA, 2505 nt
Organism: Closterium sp. Naga37s-1
Lineage: Eukaryota; Viridiplantae; Streptophyta; Zygnematophyceae; Desmidiales; Closteriaceae
Source: the annotation of a GenBank genome assembly